UCGCCCGUAAUAUUUAAUGGAUGCAGCGCCGCUGACAUGUGGCCCAAACUUCAACUGCUAGCAGCGACGGCCGCUGUCAUUGGCAUCUGUCUGCUGGCCACGGCCAGGGUAGCCCACGCAGCCGACUCCACUGGCAGCACCACCUCCCUGCCGCUGCCUCUGCAGCCGCCGGCAGCGCCACAGAAUGCGACAACGCCAACGAGCAAAGACAACAGCGACAACUCCGAUGACGCUUUGACUGACACUCUGGAGGCGGUGCUUAAUAAGCAGGCCGGAGCUGGAGCCAGCGCGCUGGAGGUCAUCCAUGAUCCGCCCCAGCCCAGAGAAGUGCUUAGGGAAACGGAGCUGAAAUCAAUCGAAGAGACAACGCAACAACAAUUUGUGGGCGUGCCUGGCUUUCUGCCCACCGUGAUACCCAAUCAGGAGGAGAGCAGCAGCGUGGACACGCCCACAAAUGGGCAUGGCUACAUACAGUUCGAUCUGAGUGAAGAGCAGCCCAGGCCAAUUGUGAGUGGCGAGAGAAAGGCCAAGUCGAAGAAGGAGACGGUGAACGAGGUGCUCUUGAAUCUGUUCCCCAACGGCUUCUCCGACAUCUUUCGCUACAGCGGCAGUGAGCCCAACACAGAGACAGUCACCGAGGAGCCAAGCACAACCACGACAACCACAACUACUGCAAGCAGCGCUGUGGUGCAUGCCACCACGGCCUUGGAGUCGAGUGCCCCCACAGAGGCCACGACGCUGCUGCCGCCCAGGAAUGAGACCUAUUACAGCUACCAGACGACGGUGACGAGGGAGUACCGGCGCGAGCUGCGCCCGGGGCACACACAAAUCGUGGUGGAGAAGAUCAGCAGUGCUGAGCGGGAGCCGUUCAGGGACGGCAGCAAUCACAUCACUCGGGAUGAGCUGCUGCGCAUCAAUCGCGCCGCAGUCGCAUCUCCAGUGCUGCCCAGCAUGCUGCUGCGUCCCGAGGCCGAGGGUGAGGACAAUGAGACUCUCGUCGCCGCCGAGAGUGCACCCAUUGUCAUACUCGGCGAGCAGGAGCCCGAAUUCGAGGACGGUCAGGGCAUUGAGGACAAUCAGAUUGCCGAGACGCGUCACACGGAUCAGCAGCACUACGAGCGUCGUCUGCCGGCUCCUGCUCGCAGCGCUGACACCAGUGAGAGCUACAACAGCCAGAGUGGCCCGGCCGCGAAGCAGGAGAUCAAUGUCCACAUUGUGCACGACGAGUCGUUGGCCAGGAUACCGGACGAGCCCAAGUCGCAGCCUCAGCAGCAGCUCGAUCACUUCCAGACUCGUGGCGAGCAGCAUUUCCAGCAGCAGCAGCAGCAGCAAACGCAGGAGGCGCCGUCUCGACAGUUUCUCAAAACCUUCAAUCCCAAAAUAUCAGACAGUGCCGACAGGCCCAUACCAAAGGGCAGCUUCCACUACGAGGCCAACAGUCCCCCGCAGCGCAUCAUUGCCAAGCAGCCCAAGGAAAUCGCCUACGACAGUCCCUUCAUCAGACCUGCAGCUCAGUUGGGCCCUCAGCAGGAGUUUAGUCUGCAGCAACCGCAGAACCCUCAAUCCAAACUCAAUACGCAGGCAAUCGCAUCGUCUUCGUCCGACAACGCUGUCACGCCUGCUCCUGUCGAGUAUUCCAAUUACGGGGGGCCCUAUGUUACGAUACACUCCCAUAGCCCGACACCAGCUGCUCCUGUUCCGGCUCCUGCUCAGCAUGCAGAGCAGCAGCCACAGGUGCCGCUGCUGCCCAGCCCACAUGAAUAUGUCUCGGAAGCAGCUGCCGAGCCCUCCCAGCGCCACUUGCAGCACGCCGCGCCCCCCAACUCCAUAGCCCACUCACAGUCCCAGCCGGAAACGCAGCUCCUGGUUAAGCCCAAUGGCUACACUUUCGUGGAAGUGCAGAAAUCGGUCAACAUCCACAACAAACUCAUUACAGAGAAGGAUGGCCGAUUGGUGGAGAUGCAUGAGACCAUUUAUCAGCCGCCGCCGUAUGACCAGAACUACUAUGGCUCCCACUCUCUGGGCUACAGUCCCAAGGACUAUGUCUCCUCGCCAUCCGCGCCACCACCACCCCCACCGCCUCCUCCUGCUUCUACCAACUAUGUCUCCCUAGCCGCGAAUCCCAUCAAUGUGGAGCAGGUGGAGAGCGCGGACAGCUCACCCCAAGAGGGCGCCAUCUCGCAUGCCAGCAUUAACAUUGAUGUGUCUCAUCAUUCCAGUGGCCACAGCCCGGAUACACAGCAUGGGGCAACCGUGGUGGAGAAGCAUGUGCCACAGCCGUAUGCGGUGCCCGUUGAGAAAAUCGUCGAGCGGCCCGUGAAGCAAAUCGUGGAGAAACACAUCGCAGUGCCCUACGCCGUGCCCCAGCCAGUGCCGGUGCCCGUUCACGUCGAGCACUACGUGGACCGUCCCUAUCCCGUUGAGACCAUUGUGCAACAGCCGGUGCCCUAUCCCGUGGAGACAAUUGUCGAGAAGAUCGUCGAGAAGAAGGUGCCCUACGAGGUGGAGCGCAUCGUCGAGAAGCCCGUCGAGGUGGAGAAGAUCGUGGAGAAGUACAUAGACCGUCCCAUGGCCGUACCCAUUCACGUGCCCGUCGCCAUUCACCUGCCCAUGCCGCCCAACCACUCGCCCGGCUUCAACUUCGGCUCUCAUCCCAACGCAGUGCAUCCCUGGACGCACGCCUCGGUCGCCCACGUGCCGCCAAAGGUUCUACAGAACUACUACACGCGCAUGCUGAAGAAGCUGCUGCCCCAGUUCCAGGUCCCCAAGGCAACCGCUCCAAAGGCGGCGCCGGCAAAGACCUCGGCCAAGGCGGUGCUGGUGAAGCCGCCGACCCGGCCAGUGCGCGGCGAGGCGCCCAAGGUGGCCACCUUCAGCUUGGAGGACAUGCGCUACGAUCUGCGCCCGCCGCCACCCCCGCAGGGCUCACCCUGGCUGCAGGGCGCCCGCUACAUAUACAACACCCUGCCCUCCGACCUAUCGGCGGCAGCGGCCUCGGCGCCCGCGCACAUGGUCAAGUCCUACAUCGGACCCGUGCCCACCACCAGCACCACCAGCGAGAACAACGGCAGCGAGUUCGACGAGUUCCAGCGCUGGCGCAACGGCCACAGCCUGAAACGCAGCCCUGACUUCGGACGCAACCUGCACAUGGAGUACGGCUUCAAGCCGCCCCUGGUGCCCUCCGUGGAGAUCGACGACAAGGGCAUGCCCCUGAAGCAGGCGGAGCCAGAGGCGCAGUAGCUCGACCUGCAGUUGAGCAGUGGAAAUGAAAAGCGUGCCAAAAUAUACAGCUUAUUAGUUGAUAAUGUCU
This is a messenger RNA of Drosophila navojoa, 3310 nucleotides long. RefSeq lists its product as uncharacterized. The record is from RefSeq and is a predicted model, not a curated record. NCBI's taxonomy places the organism in Eukaryota, Metazoa, Arthropoda, Insecta, Diptera, Drosophilidae.